CAUGGCUCGGAUAUCGUUGUGCAUAAUUUUACUUCUAAUGAUCGCAUGUGAUCUUGCCUUCUCGUUUAAAUUGGAUGAAGAUCAAAAUGAGUUAAAAUGGCCGACAGAGUACAGUAUUCGUGGAGAAUUAACAGAUCUGUUUACUGGUAUCAUAAAACCGUUUGAAUUUUGGUACAGCGCCGAAUUGAAUCGAUCUCGUAUUGACUAUUACGGAGGGAUAGUGAAGAAAUAUUAUUUUAGCGAGAACGACGAGCUUUAUGGCCAAGAAUAUACGAUAUACCCGAAGACAACAGAUCAAAUGACCAAUGAAAUUGUAUGCGACGAAGAAAGCUGGGAAGGAGAACACUUUAAUCAAUUAAAUUUCGCUAAAAAUUUCACUUAUUAUGGAAAAACAACGUACAACGAUAAAGAUGUGGAAAUUUGGAAGUACUUAGAAACCGAUGUUGAAUCUAAAGAAGAAAAAACGCUAUACGCGUAUAAAAUAAAGGAUGGUGUCUAUGUGCCAGUUUUACAAGAAGAAUUGAUACACAAUCUUUGGAGCGGUGCUUUGGAUGGCCACACCAUAAUUCAGUACUUCAACUUCAGUCCACUGGACGUCGAAGAAUUGAAUCUGACUGCCGUCGAAGCCUGUAAAGAUAUUAUCAAUGGAGGGCAGUCUAGGAAUCAAUUCAAAGAUCUACAUGACCUUUCAAUAGACGUCGACGAUGCUUUCCUUAGUUUCAAAAUGCAACACAAAAGGAAUUAUAAGGUUGACGAACAUGAAAUGAGAAAACAGAUAUUUAAAGAGAAUUUAAGGCGCGUCAUAGAACAUAACCAGAAAAAUCUUGAUUACAAAUUAACAAUCAACAAAUUCUCUGACCUGACUGAUGAUGAACUGGGCUACCUUUCUGCAACAAGACCCUCUGAUUCCCGUGAAUUGGGGUCAAUGGCCUUUCCUCAUACCGAAGAAGAGGUGGACCUAAUGGCGCAGGAUUUGCCUGAGAGUUACGACAUGAGAAUCGAAGGCUUCGUCAGUUCUAUUAAAAAUCAAGGGUCGUGUGGUUCCUGCUGGGCAUUCGCAACGGCGGCUGCAGUGGAAGCAACGCUCGCCCGAAACAACGGGGCUCGUAACCUUGAUCUCAGCGAGCAAUCACUCGUUGACUGCGCUUGGGGGUACAAUAACUGGGGAUGUAAAGGAGGGACGUUGGACGGAGUCUUCAAAUACGUCUUGAAACACGGUAUUCCAACCGAGGAGGACUAUGGAUUGUAUUUGGAUGAGAAUGGCUUCUGUGCGCUCGAUAACAUGACCGAUUUAUACCAUAUCCGAGGUUUCGCUCAAGUGUCCGUGCUCAGCGUCAACGCAAUGAAAGUUGCGCUUUAUAAAUACGGCCCAGUGACCGUUGCCAUCAACGCGUCACCAAUCAUGCAAUAUAAGAGUGGAAUAUUUAAUGAUCCUGAUUGCAACAAAAGCCAUUACAACCACGCCGUGACAGUGGUAGGUUAUGGUGUUCGAGAUGGUGCCACAUAUUGGGUCGUGAAGAACUCCUGGGGAGACGACUGGGGGCAAGACGGAUACAUCCUCUUUUCAGCUGCCAACAAUAACUGUCAUAUAUUAGAAGAAGCUUACUAUCCGAUUGUAUAAACUGUUUAAUGGAGAAAUCUAGAAAAAAAUCUCAUAAAAAAAAAACUCCUUUAUAACGAACGAACCAAACUGAAAUAAUCAUUUAUCGAUAAAGAUAUUUUAUUGUAAUAUCCAAUCAAAUUCUAGAUUAAUUUUAAGACAUUUAGAA
This is a messenger RNA of Vanessa tameamea, 1769 nucleotides long. Its product is annotated as cathepsin L-like proteinase. NCBI's taxonomy places the organism in Eukaryota, Metazoa, Arthropoda, Insecta, Lepidoptera, Nymphalidae. Bases 2 to 1621 code for a protein of 539 amino acids. The transcript has 13 exons. The record is from RefSeq and is a predicted model, not a curated record. Gene Ontology annotation, cellular component: lysosome. Gene Ontology annotation, molecular function: cysteine-type endopeptidase activity.